Molecule: messenger RNA, 264 nt
Organism: Ambispora leptoticha
Lineage: Eukaryota; Fungi; Glomeromycota; Glomeromycetes; Archaeosporales; Ambisporaceae
Source: the annotation of a GenBank genome assembly
AUGGUGGAUGACGUUAGCACCGGCCUAGUAACAAAAACAUUAUCACCCUCACACCCAAUACCAAAAUGGAAAACAAUAUGCCGACGAAUAAAGCGAGCAGCAGACGGCGACGGCAAGUGCCCAGAAUGUGAGAAACCACGCGUCUCCUACUGGUGUCAACAAUGUGAGUCAAAACGCUUACGAAGAAAGUUUAAUGAGUGGACGAGCGGCAAUGAAAAUAUCGAUAAGUUUCUGCAAUCGACGCAAUUUAAUGCUCCAAGACAC